AUGAUGAAAUCCACUGCCCUCUUUUUCUCUCUCUCUCUUUUACUUUAUGUACAUUCUACCUCUUUUUUAUCACGUUCUUUUCAUUUCUCUCUCUCUCUCUCUCUCUCUCUCUCUCUUUGUCAUUCUGUUUUUCCUUCUUUAUUUUUCUAUUUUCUCAACUUUAUCUCUUUCCCUUUCUACUUUUGUAUUCUUUCUUCCCUAUUCUUUAUUUCUUUGUUUCUUUCUUUUACUUUAUCGCUUUCUCAUUCUAUUUUCUAUUUCUUUCUCGUGGGCCAUUCUUUCUUUCUUUCUUUCUUUCUUUCUUUCUUUCUUUCUUUCUUUCUUUCUUUCUUUCUUUUCCUUUUAUCUUUCCCUUUCUUCACAUUUUGUAGUUAUUUAUCCUUUGGCCUUUCUCUUCAGUUCACUUUUUUCUUUUCGUUUAUUUUACAUCCCCCCUUGCUUUCUCUUCGUUUUCAAUUACUCUGUUGCUUUUUCCCUUUAUUUCUCUAUUUGCUUCUCACUCAUUUUAUUAAGAUAUUCCUUUUCAUUCAGUCUCCUCUGUCUCCAUUUUCAUUUUAUGUUCUCCUACUCUUUCAUUCUUUUUUUGUUAUUUUUUUAAAAAAUCUUCUUCCUCCCUGCCUCAUUCCUUAUCUUUCUCUGUCUUUCUCGCAAAUUCUCAUUUUGUCAAAUCGGCCAUCGGCCUCGUCUCGAGACCGCUCGCUUCGUUUGAGUGUCAACGUCGCACCCUUACUCUCCUGUUCCUCCUCCUUACUCUCCGUUUUGCAUCACUAUGGGUUGGGCUACCAAGCCCACCGCCUGGGGACCUCAACAACUUGA
This is a messenger RNA of Acanthosepion pharaonis, 816 nucleotides long. The record is from the annotation of a GenBank genome assembly. Lineage: Eukaryota; Metazoa; Mollusca; Cephalopoda; Sepiida; Sepiidae.